This is a messenger RNA of Nerophis ophidion (straightnose pipefish), 865 nucleotides long. RefSeq names its product transmembrane 4 L6 family member 1-like. Gene Ontology annotation, cellular component: membrane. NCBI's taxonomy places the organism in Eukaryota, Metazoa, Chordata, Actinopteri, Syngnathiformes, Syngnathidae. The coding region runs from base 126 to 725 and encodes 199 amino acids. The record is from RefSeq and is a predicted model, not a curated record. The transcript has 5 exons.
AUAUAUAUAUAUAUAUAUACAUACAUAAACGUAUUUAGUAGAGGGUGUUUUCCACUCGCCUCUGCUAACACCAGCAGGUUCGCUCGAAGUCCUCCAUUUUACCAUCUGUCUUUCCGCCCGCCAACAUGUGUACGGGAGCAUGUUCCAAGGUGAUCGCCGUGCCCAUCUACGUCCUGGCACUGGUGUCCAUCAUCUGCAACAUCAUGCUCUUCUUCCCCGACUUCGACACAAAAUACGCGGCCGAAGACCAGUACGGAGAAAAACGCAUCACGGAGGAGGUUAAAUACAUGGGGGGAUUGAUCGGAGGCGGAAUCAUGGCUGUAAUUCCUGCCAUCCACAUCCACCUGACCAGCUCUGGAAAAUGCUGUGCUAACCGCUGUGGGAUGUUUUUGUCUAUUGGUUUUGCGGCGGUGGGCGUGGUCGGAGCCGUGUACAGUCUGAGUGUGGCGGCCCUUGGCCUCAGCAACGGGCCGUUGUGCUACUGGACAAAUCAACAAAACCCCAUCCCCAACUGGGGCGUUCCCUUCGCAAACAGUACUGCGAGCUACCUGAGUGACAAGGAAAUGUGGAAAUGGUGUCUGAUCCCCGAAAAUGUGGUUGAAUUCAACGUGGGACUGUUCUCCACCUUGUUAGUGGCAGGGAGUCUUCAACUUGUCCUCUGUUCCAUCCAAAUGAUCAAUGGACUGUUCGGGUGCAUCUGUGGAACCUGUGGCGGGAAGGAGUGAGUUGAAAGGGCCACUUCUCAAGACCACAUGGAUCAACAUCAACGAGAAAACAUAUUUUCAGGUUUUCGUCAUUAUUGUUAUUAUUACCAUUAAUUAUUUGUAAACAUAUGUUUAAUAAAGUUGAGAAAGUUGUUGGAAAA